GUAGGCUUUCUUUUAAACAGUAUGAUUGGGCUUGCCUACUCGACGGUCAAAUAAUGUAAGAGAUCGCGUGAGUUUGGAGUUCCGCGUGAUCAAUCAGCAGCUUCCCGUUGUUUCUAGAGUGGACAGUGAAGGAGGAAGAUUUUUUUCCCCCACUGGCUGUUUGCACAUGCAGUACUCAGGAAAGUUAAAGGAGCACGGUCUCGAUGGAGGGGAUGAAGGGCACAGAGUAGGAGGGAAGCUGAUGGUCCUCUCUCAUUAUCAGCACGGUUUUCCUGCACUGAGGAGGACUUCAUGCGGAGGGGGAGGCGCCCAAGCGAGGCGAGCGGCACGACUGCUGCCUGAAUUUAACAAUUAACCUUGAUGAACACUGAUUGCUUUCACUUAACAGGCGCAGGUGCGUGUGGUUUGCAAAACGGCGCAGCUGAGCGAUUCCACAUUUGUGACUGAACACUGACGCAUUUUAUGCUAAACACAGAAACUACAGGCUGCCACGGAUAGAUAAUAGCAAUUGCAGCUGAUUUUUUCCCCCUCUUUCCACGGGACAGGAUGCAGGUUGCAAUAGGAACCCAUCCGACACACGUCCUUUUGCAGAAUCCGAAUUCAGGGGCGCCACUGAACUGAUUUGGAGACGUAUAUCGGAAUUUGACCGCCUUGUCAUUGUCCAUUCACCAGUCCCGGGCAGCUGAACGGCAUCAUCUCAGCAUCCGAGACAAGAAGGGGGGAAAACCUUCCGCUUUACUACUCUCCAUUUGCGCACUGGACGGCUUGAAAUGAGGGUCGCAUCCCGGUUGUGUUCCGUGUGAAGAGGCAAGCGAGGUGGCAGUUUCUUCGGCUCAAGGACGCAAAAAGUGGCCGCCGGCCGAGGUGCGAAGCAUGGAGCAGCACGACACUGACACCGCGACCCCCUCCAAAAAGACAAUAAUUGCGAAGAUAUUUAAAGUUCGCAAGAGGAGAGAGAUGUUAUUCGUGCAGGUCUGCUUUAUCUGCAGUGUCCUGUUCGUAGCGUGGAGCAUGUCGGCACUACUGACCAAGACAGGCCAUGGGAUGAUUGUGGAGGGACAUCCCGACCAUGAAAUCUGGGGGAGACGGCUAAUGGCUUCAGUACCAGAAAAUGAAACUGAGGAGAAGAACUGUUCAGCGCCAGCAAUACACGAGUUCCCCGACGACUUUUUCACCAACAAUGAACGGAAGAGUGGAGCCAUUCUGCUGCACAUUGCGGCGGCUCUUUACAUGUUUCUGGCGCUUGCUAUAACAUGUGAUGAAUACUUUGUGACAUCACUGGAGAAGAUCUGUGAGAAACUAGAUCUAAGUGAAGAUGUCGCAGGAGCCACCUUCAUGGCAGCUGGCAGUUCUGCACCAGAGCUUUUUGCAUCUGUCAUCGGUGUCUUCAUCACCCACGGUGAUGUGGGGGUGGGGACCAUCGUUGGCUCAGCGGUCUUCAACAUCCUAUGCAUCAUUGGUGUCUGCGGGAUCUUUGCUGGACAGGUGGUGAUGCUGACCUGGUGGGCUGUUUUCAGGGAUUCCUUCUAUUACAUCCUGUCUGUUGUGGCUCUGAUUGCAUUCAUCUAUGAUGAGAAGAUAGUUUGGUGGGAGAGUUUGGUGCUGGUGCUCAUGUAUGCAGGAUACAUCCUCGUCAUGAAAUUCAACUCCAGCAUGCAGAAGUUUUUCAUGGGAAAGUCAAACAAAAAUGUGGCAAAUGGCAACGCGGCAGCCAGCAGUGAGAUGGAGGACGUCAAGCCUAGCAAAGCUUACAGCCGCGGCUCUGUGGUGAUGGUGGAUGAGAUCAUGAAUGCAAGCCCUUCAAAGUUCAGGUUCCCAGAGGCUGGCCUCCGUGUCAUGGUGACCAGCCAUUUUGGACCCAAGACCCGCCUGCGCAUGGCCAGUCGCCUCAUCAUUACAGAGCGCCAGAAGUUGGUGCAAGCUGCCAAUGGUGUGGAGACACAAGUGAUCGACGGGAAGGUUGAAAUCGAGAAUGGAAACGUGCCAGAGGACAAACCCAGCGAGGUGGUGGAAAAUGACACCAUCUCACCUUUUCAUAUUCCAAGGGGUAUAGGCAGUAAGUUUAAGUGGCUGAUCUCGUGGCCUCUGCUCCUGCUGCUGUUCUUUACGGUCCCAAACUGUGCCAAGCCUCGCUGGGAGAAAUACUUCAUGCUCUCUUUCAUCCUGUCUACUGUCUGGAUUGCAGUCUUCUCCUACUUUAUGGUCUGGAUGGUGACCAUAAUCGGCUACACUUUGGGAAUUCCUGAUGUUAUCAUGGGCAUUACUUUCUUGGCGGCAGGAACCAGCGUCCCAGACUGCAUAGCUAGUCUCAUCGUGGCUCGGCAAGGUUUGGGAGACAUGGCAGUGUCCAAUACCAUUGGCAGUAAUGUCUUUGAUAUUCUAGUGGGACUUGGGGUUCCCUGGGCGAUGCAGACCAUGUGCGUUAACUAUGGAUCAGUGGUGAUGAUUAACAGUCAGGGGCUGCUUUACUCAGUGGUGCUUCUCCUGGGCUCUGUGGCCCUCACGGUGCUGGGGAUCCACUUCAACAAGUGGCGGCUGGAUUUAAAGCUGGGCGUGUACGUCCUCGUCCUGUAUGCCGUUUUCCUCUGCUUCUCUAUCAUGAUAGAAUACAACGUCUUCACUUUUGUCAACCUUCCCAUGUGUAUGGAAGAGUAGAGCACAGCAGCAUGCCUCGAAUACCAAAACCUCAAGGCUCCCAUAGCAACCCUCAAUUUUCUUUUCUACAAUAACACGGACCUAUCAGCAGACUGUUCUCCUCCUCCUUUGCACUCUCUUCUUUGUAAUCCUCUUGUCCCAAAUAUGAAUCAAAUUUACUUACGAGGCAGUAAGCUGUAAGAAUGGAUGCCGUUGUACGUCUCAAAUUUGUCUCCUUGUCACACAGUGCCGGUCCUUAAUGCCCGUUAUUUGGGGCAUUGCCUGUUACUGCAGUAAAGUAUUUAGUUCCUCUGUGCGCCUGCUAUCUUUCUACCCAUCUAGCAUGCCUUUAGAUGUUGGGGACCUUCAGAAAUCAUAAGUGCCCCUGUUAAUUGUUGGUGUGUUUUCAAUGUUCACGUUGUAGAGAUUCACACACCAUUUCCAAAGCCUUUCCACAAACCAAAAGAGUCUGUCGAGGAAAAAGGAAAAAAAUAAAUAAAAAAUUAACAAACCACAAACCUUGAUCCCAAUCUAAACCCUCACAGAGAGCUUUCCUUAAAGUAAUUCCUUAAAGAUUUACCAAUUACCCAAGAACCCAAAGACUCACUCGCUCUUCAGCUUUCUGGAGGAGGGUCUUGUCCUUGGCAGCUCCCCUCCUCCAGCUUGGACCUGACUCUCCUGGCAUGGCCUUUGGCAUGAGGGAGCAGCUACAGUUAGUGCUACACUUCACUCACUUGCCAUGUGCAACUCCCAACCCUCUUCUGCUUGAUCAAAUGUUUGUUUUCUUAAAAAAAAAAAGACCUUUUUGUCUGGACACUUUGUGUCAAGUUGUAUCACAGUCCAGAUCCGAUGACUGUGAGAGGUGUUAUGCAUAUGCAGCACUGCACAAUGUAAAUUUGUAAACACUUUUUUUGUAUUUUUUUUCAAAACAAGGUUUUGUUUAGUAUGAAAUACGGAAGAGAGCUUGUUGCAAAUAUUGGACAUUGCCUGUUUUUCACUGAAACAAAUUGCACAUGGAAAUGCUUUUUGUUGCUUUCUGCUGUAAGGAGAUUUGACCACUCAGAGGUACUGGCUGGCAGUGGCGACUCCACUCCAGCUUUAUUUUAGUUUAGCAAUGUGUCAAUCCACUUUUCCCUCCGCACAAGUUCAGAAAGACAAACGGACGACUGGCUCCACAUCUGAUCUUUCUCAUCAGGUGGCGUUCUCAUUUUGAGACUGCAUCCGCAUGAAGAUAUUUGUUCCAAAAGAAAACCAAACAGAAAAUGCAAAGAAACCAGAUGGUUCUCAACACUGUCUGCUAUAUCACCUUCUGGCCAGUAGGGACUACUGCAGCUCCUCUUCCCAGAGCAGAGGGGGGCAACCACAGCUGUCAGUUAUCAGGGAAACACAGAGGUGGAGAUGGUCUCUUGAUUUUGAGUUACAUGUAGAUACUGCACUUUAACAGCCGUCCUCUCAUUCUGAAUCAACUAGUGCUUCCUUAUGUGCGUGUGUAUGUUCAGUGUAUAAGUGUCCGUGUGACUGUGUGCGUGUGUGCCAGAGAACAUUGAGUGCAUGUGUGCGGGCCCACGCUACGUUUCUCACACCGGACUCGAAAACAGACCGGGACCUCGUUAACAACAUGAGCACACCUGUCUGCAGUGCAUGCUGGGACAUCUAAAGCAGCUCCUCCACAGCACAGCGAAAGGCUGAGGGCCUCUGGGCAUGUCAACGAAUGCCGCCCUGCCCACUUUUACAAAAAACGGCAGCUACGAGCCACACUGCAAUCCAGACAUUUUGACAUCAUGCAAAAAUGCCUGUGAGGAGUCCGCAAGUGAGGCGCAGAGACUUAAAAACUAUGUUCGUGGAGAGUGUUAAGUGUUGAAAAUAUCCCUCUGCCCCAUUGUUGGCAGCAGGCACUUGUAUAUGCAAUCUCAAUGUAAAGAAUUUGUGACAGAAGGACCCCCUCCCCCCUGCAAGAAUGCCAUAUAAGGAUGGAGGGGGGAACCUUGAAGAUGUGAUGUCAGUUUGUCUACUAGUACUUGAUGUGUGAGCUCACAAGUGUGUUUGUGACAGCUGAGGAACUCGGUGCAAAGGGUGGAAGUGUCUGGAGCAGUGGCUUUGUGGGUAGUCUGGUGUCUCCUCUUACACACAAUCCUUUGUCGUCUUUCGCCACUCGCAUUAACUCCUCGCCAACCCUGGCUCGAGGAGGUCGGGGGUAGCAGCGAACAUGGGAUGGUGGCAUGAAUGGCUUUUCUCAGUUGUUGUCGUUUUGGGGUUUGUUUGUUUUUUUUGUUUGUCCCCCCCCAUUAAAUUCCAGAGUGAGAGCAGGCUCUAAAGGAUUUUUUUUUUCUCUCUUAAAGAAUUAAAAAAAAAAAAAAAAAA
This is a messenger RNA of Pundamilia nyererei, 4995 nucleotides long. It is a transcript of the gene slc24a4b, whose product is annotated as solute carrier family 24 member 4b. The transcript has 17 exons. Gene Ontology annotation, cellular component: plasma membrane. Gene Ontology annotation, molecular function: calcium channel activity; calcium, potassium:sodium antiporter activity. The coding region runs from base 874 to 2655 and encodes 593 amino acids. Gene Ontology annotation, biological process: calcium ion transmembrane transport; intracellular calcium ion homeostasis. NCBI's taxonomy places the organism in Eukaryota, Metazoa, Chordata, Actinopteri, Cichliformes, Cichlidae. The record is from RefSeq and is a predicted model, not a curated record.